AAAACAAACUCAAAUGUCGGCUCAAGGCGAUGGCAGUGGCGGGGGCAGCGCCCCCCCAGCGGGCGGUACUAGCGGCGGCGCAAGCGGUAAUUCCUCCGCCGAAGGUGGUAGCGCAGGUGCCAGUGGCCAGGCCAGCGUCGUGGUGAGCAACGGUGGCGGCGGUGGAGAUGGUGGCGCCAACAGCAACAAGAGCCAGCUGCCGCUGACGCCCCGCUUCACCGCCGAGGAGAAGGAGGUGCUCUACACCCUGUUCCACCUGCACGAGGAGGUCAUCGACAUCAAGCACCGGAAAAAGCAGCGCAACAAGUACUCCGUCCGGGAAACCUGGGACAAGAUUGUCUGCGACUUCAACUCGCACCCGCAUGUCAGCGCCAUGCGCAAUGUCAAGCAGAUCCAGAAGUUCUGGCUCAACUCCAGACUCCGCAAGCAGUAUCCCUACCGAGACGGCGGCUCCACCAAUCUCAGCUCUGGCAGCACCAAAAUGGCCACCGUUUCCCUGUCCGUCUCAACAGCGGUGACCCAGCAGCAGCAGCAGCAUCACCAGCACGACAGCGUCAAGGUGGAGCCGGAGUACCAGAUCAGCCCCGACGCCUCCGAGCACAAUCCCCAGACGGACAACUUCGACGAGAUCGAGAUGGACGCCAACGAUGUGAGCGAGAUGGAUGAUGAUCCCAUAGAUCAACAGCAGCAGCAGCAGCAGGAGGCGCAGGCUCAGGCCCAGGCGCAGCAGCAGCAGCAACAGCAGCAGCAGCAAUCCGCUGCCGCCGCCGUCGAAAUGCAAAAGAUGCAGCAGGUGAGCGCUGCGGCGGCAGCUGUGGCGGCGGCAGCCAAUGCCAACAUGCUCAAUAACCACCAAAUCAACGUGGACCAGAUCAGCGCCGAGAAGCUCACCCUCAACGAUCUGCUGCACUUCAAGACGGCGCGUCCCCGGGAGGAGAUCAUUCUGCAGAUCAAGCAUCCCGCCGAGGCAACCGCCACCCAGAUCCACACGAUACCCUCCCAGGCGCAGCAGCACACGAUGGCCACCAUCACUGCCGGCGGCUACAACCAGCAGAUCAUCAGCGAGAUUAAGCCCCAGCAGAUCACGCUGGCUCAAUACCAGGCCCAGCAGCAGCAGCAGGCCCAAGCUCAAGCCCAGGCUCAGGCCCAGGCCCAGGCGCAGGCUCAGCAGCUUGCCCAGCAGCAGCUGGCGGCGGCUCAGCAGCAGCAACUGGCCGCCGCAGUGCAUCAUCAGCAGCAGCAGCAGGCAGCCGCCGCUGUGGUUGUCCAGCAGCAGCAACAAGCGGCCGCCGCCGCCCAGCAGCAGGCACAACAACAGGCGGCAGCAGCAGCGGCUGCUGUUAAGAUGCAACUUACCGCUGCCACGCCCACCUUUACAUUUAGCGCCCUGCCCACGGUAACGGCCACGGCGGCAACAACUGUGCCAACGGCCGUUUCCGUGCCGGUGGCCACGGCCUCGACUCCGGCCAGCACGGGAACGAUGAACUCCUCAACGGGCAGUGCCAACAACAACAACACCUCCUCGGUGAGCAACAACACCACCAGCAGUCUGGGAGGUAUCAACGGUACAAAUGCAACCUCGGCGGCAGCUGAUAACUUUGAGGAGCGGAUGAAUUACUUCAAGAUCCGGGAGGCCGAGCUGCGGUGCAAGGAGCAGCAGCUGGCCACGGAGGCCAAGCGAAUUGAGCUGAACAAGGCGCAGGAUGAGCUCAAGUAUAUGCGGGAGGUGCAUCGCUUAACGGUCGAGGAGCUGAAAAUGAAGAUACGCAUCCUGCAGAAGGAGGAGGAGCAGCUGCGCAAGUGCUCCAACUCAUGAGACCUGGAGGACAUUAGCGAUGUCGACGACGACGACGACGAGGAUGGCGACGAAGAGGAGGAGGAGGAGGAGACGGAUGCCUACUUGGACCGUUUCACCAUUGGGGGCUUCUAGUUCUUAUAGUCUUAGGUCUACAACUAAAUCGAAACACUAACUUUCCACAACCACACAUACAUCCUCUGUCCUGGUUCCCACAUCCCUCAUCCUUUAUCUCGAUUCCCUCUCCCAGUUUCCCUUCAUUUUUUUUUAUUUCUUUAGGUUCUUUUUUAGUUGUCGCAGGGUCAGGGGGCUGCGGUGGUUGUUUAAGCCGUCGCUGGUCAAGAUUACCGACUAAGCCAUCACUAAUUGUAAAUCGCAAAAAAUCAAUCACACACACAACACACACACACAAAAUACAGU
Molecule: messenger RNA, 2215 nt
Organism: Drosophila kikkawai
Lineage: Eukaryota; Metazoa; Arthropoda; Insecta; Diptera; Drosophilidae
Gene: z
Product: zeste
Source: RefSeq, a predicted model, not a curated record